UAGGAAAGUCCUCGCCUCCCGCUUCGUGAAGAUCCAAAACGUCCGCCAUGAUGUCUGUGUGUAAGCCACUGACCUACGUAACAAGAGUACGCAAAAGAACACUCAGCGUGGCGGAUGUUGCCUGUUUCUGUAAAACUCACGCUCACACUCGCCAGCGUGGACUUUGGGUCUUUGUGACAACUAUCAAGCCUCAAGGUUCAGCCAACACAAUGAUUGUGACAGUGAUUUAGUUCUGAUUAGCCAUGAUGCACUCAUCAUCUAGCGUUAUAAAAGCCUCUGGAUCCUGGAGGAACGGCACCACUAGGUCCAACAACCAGGAGCUGAGCUUUCUUUAGGUCGGCGUUUCUCAUCUGCAGCCAUGAAAUUCUCCCUCGUCGCCGCUCUCGUGGUCGUGCUGGCUGUGGCCCGUGGCGCUGAGGCCGCGGCGCUGGUGAAGCGCGACGCCCAGUUCGACAUGGAUAAGUUCAUCAGUGAAAUGUCUGCCAGCUUCACCAGUGCCACCGAGGAGAUAGUGGAGAAGAUGAAGAGCUUUGACAUGAGCAACGCUGCUCAGACCUACGUGGAGGACGGAAAGGCCCAGAUCCAGCCUCUGGUUGAAAAGGUCCAGGCCGAGGCUGCUAAGCUGCAGCAGCAGGUCAAGCCCUUCGUCACCAACAUUGAGGGUCAGGUCAAGCCACUGACCGAUGUGAUGGAGAAGUUUCUCCAGCAGGCGAUGGCUCAGGCCAAGUCCCUGCUCCCCCCUCAGUAAAGGCCUCACGUGCUGCUUCUGAAGCCACGGCUUCAGUCUGUCAUUCUUUAGAGCCCAUGGUCCGAAAUGUGCUGCUUGAACGUCACCAGUAAAGAGCUUGUUAUAAUGA
Messenger RNA from Betta splendens (Siamese fighting fish), 857 nucleotides. RefSeq names its product antifreeze protein type IV (gene afp4). The coding region runs from base 359 to 748 and encodes 129 amino acids. Gene Ontology annotation, biological process: lipid transport; lipoprotein metabolic process. The record is from RefSeq and is a predicted model, not a curated record. The transcript has 5 exons. NCBI's taxonomy places the organism in Eukaryota, Metazoa, Chordata, Actinopteri, Anabantiformes, Osphronemidae. Gene Ontology annotation, cellular component: extracellular region. Gene Ontology annotation, molecular function: lipid binding.